AGACCAUAAGUCUACUCUUUUAACCUAAAAUUCCAAUCCAAUAAAAGCGAAAUUAGAGAUGACUGAAGACUAAUGACCCAUUCUGAGCCCACCCAAUACAAACUGUUUGCCAGUCUAAAUGUGAACGUUCUUCCCUUUUUCUCAUCCCCGGUAACGUCUUCAAAAAUGGUUAUUAGAAAGAUGCUGCCUUCUCCUUCGGCUUCCCUCGCCAAAGCAUUAUCUUUGUCUUCUACUUCACAACAGUCUGCUCUCAUGACAGUACACCUGCUACAUCCAAACCCAAAUCUUUUGCUCCAAACCCACAUUCCCUGCACCAAUUUCUCACCAAACAAUGCAAGUCUGGUGCCAUCACUCUACAUGAAACGCUGCAAUUCUUUGAGUAAAUGACCGCAUGCACCCCACUCCUCCCAUUUCAGCAUUCAAUCAUUUGUUAGGUGCCCUUGCUAAGAUUAACCACCAUCACCAUGUCGUUUCGUGUUACACAGGAUUGAAUUCAAUUGCCUUAUUAGUACUUGAUAUUAUGACUUUCAACAUCUUGCUUAAUUGUUGUUGCUAUAUUGGUCGAAUUUGCAAUGGCUUGUCGAUUUUGGGAAAGAUUUUGAGGGGUGGUUGUAGCCCAGAUGCUUUCACUUUCAACAAUUUAAUUAGGGGGUUGUGUGUGAAACAGAAGAUUGGUGAAGCAACUUGGUUGUUUAGAAAGAUGACUGUGUUUGGUUGUCAACCUGAUGUAAUUACUUAUGGUACCGUUAUUAAUGCCCUCUGCAAGCAUAGAAUGUUUGAAAAGGCGAAACAACUUUUCUCUAAAAUGAAAGAUGGAGGAAUUUCUACUAACGUGAUUGUUUAUAGCUCCCUGCUCCAUAGGUUACGUUGUAUGGGGAAUUUGGAUGAGGCUAAAGGCCUAUUUUUCGUCGAGAUGCUGGAUGAAGGAGUGCAACAUAAUGUGGUAACUUACAAUGUUUUGAUAGAUGUCCUUUACGAAGGAGUGAUUGAAGAAGCACAGAAAUUGGUAGAUUUGAUGAUUCAAAGAGCUCAUCUCGAUGUUAUAAACCCUGGAGGAACUGCUUUGGAGCUCAUUGAUUACGGAUCACUGCACAGAAAUCCUGUAUCGAAAAUAGUAGAAUACGUAACAGCGUAUAACAUUAUUGGAAAUUAGAAAUCAAAGAAAGGAAAAUGAAAUUUCCAAGCACAGAAACGGAAGUAGCAGAGGCAUGGUAGGAAUGAGAUGGGCGAAAAUGACAUGUAUCUUAUCAUCUUGACAUUGCUGGGACGACCGCUGGAGCCAGGGUCAAUCCUCGCUUUUGUCUGUCCAUGUUAGCUUCCCAUCCUACAUUAAUCAAAAUCAAAUAAGUAAAAAGAACCAGUCAAU
This is a messenger RNA of Rubroshorea leprosula, 1366 nucleotides long. The record is from the annotation of a GenBank genome assembly. Lineage: Eukaryota; Viridiplantae; Streptophyta; Magnoliopsida; Malvales; Dipterocarpaceae.